Guillardia theta CCMP2712 is the source of this 948-nucleotide messenger RNA. RefSeq lists its product as hypothetical. NCBI's taxonomy places the organism in Eukaryota, Cryptophyceae, Pyrenomonadales, Geminigeraceae. The transcript is spliced from 8 exons. Bases 1 to 948 code for a protein of 315 amino acids. The record is from RefSeq and is a predicted model, not a curated record.
AUGGCUCUGAUGGAUGAUGACAAGCCCAACGCUCACUCUGCUCCUGUGUUGGGCGAGCACUCCCCGGCGUUACAAGUGCCCAGCAGCCAUGCUGCAACGAAUGACGACGAGAACCAACGGCAUCGCGCGCUCGAGGUUGUCUUUGACCGACUUCACCGCUUGCAGAAGAUUCUUUACUGCGGUGCAGACGCCGCGCCUAUCGAGAUCUUGGACGAGAUUUUCAGGUGUAUCAUGACAGCCGGGCCUUGCUCUCUCUCCUCGUCUCAUGUAGCGAUCAGAUUGUUGAAGACUGGAGAGAAGUCGCAGUUGCCAGCUCUGACCAAGAGUGACUCUCGCUCUGCCAUGGCUCCUGCUCCAGCUGACAUGCUGGCUCAUCGUCGUCCCAGAAUGUCCGUCGGGCAGAAGCACGUGGGUGUGCAGGUUGAGAGUUGCUUCGAUGACACUGAUCACUUCACGGAGACCAUCCAUUCGAUAGAAGUCGACGAGAACGAAGCUCCCGUGACUCAUUCCACUCCCAGGCAUCUGCUCCCUGUGUUUGCUACUGUCUCGCCUUCCAAGUCUUUUUGGAAAUUUUCGCAAGCAGCAGACAAACGCCUGAUGGAGCUGGAGGAGAGUGUUCACAUGCAUGAGAAGCAGCGCGAGCUCUACUUGCGCCGCAUUGAGGAUCUUGAGGACGAGCUGCAAGCGUACAAGAUGAGAUUCGACAAGGCUCAAAACUGGCUGACGGCAACGACGAGCAACGGGUUAUACCAGAACGUGGCAGAGGCGAAAAUCCUUCCGGUCCCUCCGCAGCGAAUUAUCCACGAAGACUCUUCUUUCACCGCCUUCUCCAACUCCAAGAAGCUCCUGAUGGGCCUGUUGGACCCCCCGGUCUCUGACGGCUCGUGGCCCGUGACUUCUGACGGGGACGUCUUGCCCGGGGCCUGGGCUGCUGAUCCAGGCACUUGA